Messenger RNA from Monomorium pharaonis (pharaoh ant), 576 nucleotides. RefSeq lists its product as uncharacterized. The coding region runs from base 29 to 436 and encodes 135 amino acids. The record is from RefSeq and is a predicted model, not a curated record. The transcript has 3 exons. NCBI's taxonomy places the organism in Eukaryota, Metazoa, Arthropoda, Insecta, Hymenoptera, Formicidae.
UAAUUUAAAAAAAUUAUAUUCUACGAAAAUGCAGUUACCUAUGGUUAUUGUGCUUUUUGGCUUACUGUUGGAUUUAGUGGAAUUUAAUGAAACCUACAAAAUUAAGCCAUACAGAUAUUACAAUUCCCAUCCAUGGCGACGCCCACGAUGGCAUCCACUUCCAAAGCACCGAAAACGUUAUCAUCCGAAAAGAAUACCAUCACACAAGUAUCAUCAUUAUGAAUCAGUAGAACCAGAAUAUCAUAGAUAUGCACCGUAUCAUGAAGAUUCGGAGGAUACAUCUGAUCACGAUAAACCUUAUAUUAUAGUCAUACAAUUUCCACAUAAAAAUGGAAAAAAGAAAUAUCAUUCCUCUCAACGAAAACAUGUUACAGAUCCUCCACGAGAUAAUAAUGAUUACAUUGACGAUGACGAUGAAAAUGCAUCACCUGAAUAAUUAAGAAAUUUAAAUAAAAAUCAACUGCUUGUCGCUUUUUACAAGAUUUGACGUAGUAUAAUAAUAAACUCUUGAACUAACAAUAUAAUUGAUAAAGUUGAGCUUUAAUUUUGAUAUGUUUUGUAAAUAUAAAGAUAUUU